GCCACUUUUUCCCCAAUGAGUAGUUUGCUCGGGAUAGUAAGUCUCGCGAUAUUUGACGUGUUUUGGUGGGCGAAGGGGAAGCAUUGCGGAAGAGGAGGAGGCUCACAAACCAAGCUAAUUAUCCGUCUCAAUAGCAGCUGCUUUGUCACCUUUUUACGAUUUGACCCAACACCGGGAAAGGAAGGAGUAAAGAUGACCGCCGCGCCUUACAACUACUCUUAUAUCUUCAAAUACAUCAUCAUUGGUGACAUGGGAGUGGGCAAGUCGUGUUUGCUGCACCAAUUCACCGAGAAGAAAUUCAUGGCUGACUGCCCACACACCAUCGGUGUCGAAUUUGGCACCAGGAUCAUGGAGGUCCAUGGCCAGAAGGUCAAGCUGCAGAUCUGGGACACUGCGGGCCAGGAGCGCUUCAGAGCCGUCACCAGGUCCUACUACAGAGGGGCUGCCGGGGCCCUCAUGGUCUAUGACAUUACCAGGAGAAGCACCUACAAUCAUCUCAGCAGCUGGUUGACAGAUGCCAGGAAUCUGACCAAUCCUAACACGGUGAUCAUUUUGAUUGGCAACAAAGGCGACCUUGAAGCACAGAGAGACGUCACGUAUGAGGAAGCCAAACAAUUUGCCGAUGAGAAUGGUUUGCUGUUCCUUGAAGCCAGCGCCAAGACAGGCGAGAACGUGGAGGAGGCUUUCCUCGAGGCGGCCAAGCGGAUCUACCAGAACAUCCAGGACGGCAGCUUGGACCUGAAUGCCGCCGAGUCGGGAGUGCAGCACAAGCCGUCAGCGCCGCAGGGGGGACGACUCAAUGCGGACAGCCAACCACCCAAAGACGGAUGCAGCUGCUAACCCACCAAAGGACUGAUGGAUGGACGGUCGGACGGACAGAUUGCUUCUUUUUGCUUUGCCAGCUCUCUUGAUCGGGAGUCUCUCUGAACUCACUUGAAUCCCUGUUUCAUUCUGGACCCCCCUCAAUGAGCGGCAAGUACAUUUCAAAACAUGUCAGCUUCAUCCCAGAAUUCCCCAAACCAUAAUUAUUUCUGCCUGUGGGAGUAAAAUUGGACAUCUUAUAUUCCAGGAGGGUCUCUCUGAACCACAAAGAGUGCCAGAGGCCCUUUUUGUCAUCUGCAUCUUUCACCUAGUUCAGUCCAGAUGUCCUGUUUUCACUUCAUUAGACAUGUUUGUCCCGGACCGAUAGAGCUUCCAAACAUCUUCCGAGUCCGAAGCCCGCUGGGACUCGAAUUCCUACCCCACAAUUGAUUCGGUUGUUCCAAAAACCCUUCGGUCAGUGCCGCAAAAAUCUGGAAUGAUCAAAGAUUAGGUAAAGGGCCAGACAUUCCAAGUAAUGUCUCUUAGGGACCGUAAGUGCGCACGUAAUUCGAGUCUGAAGUCCUUAUUGGCAACAUUACCGAACCACAAAAGGUGGACUAAGUAGGUUUUAGAGCAGGUCUUCGGCUCUGGUCACAAAGAUAUAUAACUGUAAGACGGAAUGUCAAGGUUUCAGAAAGUCCACAAAAAACAUUUCAUUUGGACUGACAGAUUGUACACGUCUCCUGUCCAUGAUCCAUCUAGAUUGUCAUUAGCAGACCCUAAAUGUGUACUAAAUAAGUCCUAAACAAGGUCUUGUUCAGUCGUAACCAGAUGGAACCACAAUAAUUGCUGAAUGAGGCCAUGUUUCAGACAGUCUACCAAGAACCUUUCUUCUGGACUGGAAGAUCUCGCACGUUCCAGGUCCAAGGUCCACCAAGAGUCAUUGUCAAACCAUACGUGUUUGUGACUAACAAGGUCCUAAACCAGCCGUCCUUAAAGGCGGGUUAGAUAGAACUGGGAAUGAUUGCAUAAUGUACUAUGGACUGUCUUCAUGAAACGUUUCCUCUCAGUCUGGGCAGCAACAACAAAAAUAAUUGUGGACUAGGAACGUUGUACUAGUACAGACAAUCCAAAAAGAAUAUUUAUUCUGGACUGGAAGAUCUUUUAGUGCUCCUUGAGUUUCAUUUCCUGACCACAAACACGGAUGAAGGAGAUUUUAAACGCCGUCCUUUAGUCAAUCUAUUAUUAGAACAGAAAUAAUCCAAAAUGCCAAACCAGAAUCUUUAGUUGUAGUGGUUCAGUUACUGCUUCAACCCCUUUUUGUGUUUUCAUCGUAACUCUCUCCUUAAAAGCAAAGCGCGGUCCAAGAAAGGUCUCUGAAGGAACAUGCAAACCUUUUGAACAUAAUGGCAAUGAUUACCUUUUUAAUAUUGUAACAUUCCUUCACGUCCGAAUCAAGGAUUUCUUUUUGAGCGACCAAAAAUGUGGUAAUUCACUUCCACUUUCUUUCCUGAUGUAGCAUUCCGGGUACGGUAGCUUCCUUCACUGAUGGGCCUUUGCUAAAGCGACACAUUGCUUUAGGCCUGACGAAUUAACGCUAAAUGGUAUUUGUUCACGUUUGCGAGUUGUGCUGCGUUCCGAUUGGUCGAUGGCAGCCCAGCUCUCAGAAGGCUUUUUUUUUGUGUCUCUAAACGUAUAGCGGCAUACAUUUUUAAUUCAAGGUCUGCCGUUGACAGCUGUAGACGUCCAGUCCAUUUGAACUGGGAGGGCUAGCAUUUUAGUCAAAUUCACAUUAGAAGGCAUGGGAUGAGCCGCGAUUGGACGUCUAUCAUCGGCAAUGGCAUCGAAAGUUGAUUUUUGCUUCUGGGAGGCACUGAUUUAAGUCUAAAUCCAGUCUUCAUCUUUAAUCAGUGUAAUCUCAAUUAAACAUUAUAGUUGCUAUUUAAGAAUUGUAUCCAGAGAAAUUUGGGUAAUUCUUAAAUCUGCAAGGAUCUACUUCAGUCAUAAUACAUGAAAUCCAUCGUAAUAGUUUCCAUCACCUUUAAAUGUUCUAAAAAUACUUUUCAAAAUAAUGCAGUCAAAAUCAAUUUUAAGUUUGAAGUCUUUGUUUAAAGGCAUAUUGUCCAGCACCAUUACCAGCCUCUCGGGGGCGCUGUCUUAACGUCGUGCGUAAACAAAUGUGACUUGGAUUUUUUUAAUUUAUACUGUAUAGCACGUAUGUACGCACAUUCCUUCUAUGAGCUACCAGCGAGGGGGAUUCACAUCUUUGUAAAUAAAUACAGACUCCAUGUUUAGUCAUAUGGGUUGUCACGUUUUAAUGAAUAAAAUAUUCAUUUCAUGGACCUUACUCUUAGGCUUGUUUUAUUCUGUGUAUUUUACUCAUGGGGAGAAAAAAAUGCAAACAUUUAACUUAUUGACAUUUGAGCUUUUCAUUCAUCCAAUAUUUUUAUGCUGGCCUCAUCAUCAAAGUUUAGAUGAAGCAGUAAAGUAACACUUAACGACUGUACGUUGCUGACAAUGGCAGCGUUACUUGUGUGAAUCUUUCAGCCCAUUUAUGACCUGGUGCUGAGCUGGUGUCGUUGGCCAAAAUGCCACGACAAAGUUCAGUUUGAUUGACAUGUCAAUCGACCUACGUGGCGAGGCUCUUUUCACCCGGCCGCUCAGUUUCCUGCUCGUACUCAA
Messenger RNA from Corythoichthys intestinalis (scribbled pipefish), 3483 nucleotides. RefSeq names its product ras-related protein Rab-14-like. The record is from RefSeq and is a predicted model, not a curated record. Gene Ontology annotation, molecular function: GTPase activity; GTP binding. The transcript is spliced from 8 exons. Lineage: Eukaryota; Metazoa; Chordata; Actinopteri; Syngnathiformes; Syngnathidae. The coding region runs from base 16 to 840 and encodes 274 amino acids. Gene Ontology annotation, cellular component: Golgi apparatus; recycling endosome; phagocytic vesicle. Gene Ontology annotation, biological process: endocytic recycling; phagosome maturation; defense response to bacterium.